Paramecium octaurelia is the source of this 1715-nucleotide messenger RNA. The record is from the annotation of a GenBank genome assembly. NCBI's taxonomy places the organism in Eukaryota, Ciliophora, Oligohymenophorea, Peniculida, Parameciidae.
AUGAACUUAAAAGAAUAAGAAUCAAUUAAUGAUUAUUUUAAAGAUGAUUCAAAAUUUAUAGGGGAAUUCUAAUUGCCGGAUUACAAGGUUAUGCGUGGAUACAUCGGCGGAUAUGGAGAUGAAUUGAGACUCUAUUACACUAAAUUUGAUCCUCCAAAUAAAAAGGCAUCUUUAUGCAUAGUGCAUGGUUUCGGAGAACAUUAAGGAAGAUUUCUACAUGUAUGUCAAAAUCCUUUAUAUUGAGAUUGCUGACAUGUUUGCUAAAUUGAAUUAUGCUGUCCAUCUAAUAGAUCUGAGAGGAUUUGGGUAUUCUGGAGGUCCAAGAGGAUCGUAAACAUUGAAGGAAUUACAUAUGGACAUUGAAGUGUUACUGAGACAAGUAUCUAAAGAUAUUCCAUUAUUUCUUUAUGGACAUGCCAUGGGUGGUUUGCUCAUAAUCAGUUUCUUAAUUCGGAAUCCUCAAUUAAAAGUAAGAGGUAUCAUUACUACUGCUCCUAUGCUUGGAUUUCCCAUGGAUAGAAAACUUAAGGGAAUCAAAUACAUAGCUGUCAAAUAUUUUGGACAUUACAUGGAAGUAUAAAAUUAUAUUAACAUCAUUUAAAGGAUUUAGUCAUCAAUACAAAACUGAACAUAACUGGAAUGAGCAAGAAUGACCAACAUAUUUAAAGAUGUUUUGAAGAUAAAUUGAUGAUGCCUUUGUUAGGUAUUGGAAUGGCAAAAAGUAUUCUUGAAACCUUAAAUUAUAUGGAAUCAAAAGUCUAGACAUUUAAAUACCCCAUCUUAAUUUUACAUGGUAAAUAGGAUGCUGUUUCGAGUUAUCAUGAAAGUGUAAGAUUUUAUGAAAAAUGUGGUAGUCAAGAUAAAUCUAUUAAAUUGUUUGAGAAUGGGUAUCAUGAAUUGCAACAUGAUUUUGAAUUUAUUGAAAUGAAACAAAUUAUUAUUGAAUGGUGUUCCUUGAGAUUAUAGAAAGCAGAACCAUUUGGUAAAUCUAAAUAUUCAUACAUUUAGGUAUUUUAUUGUAAUCAAGAUUAAAUUAUGGUAUUCCUGUGGGUAAGAGCAAUAGCAUCAAGAUUCUGCUGGGUAUACUUUUCGUGCUUGUGUACUUAUUAGUGAUUUUCAAAUUCAAGAGAAGAUUCAAAAAAUAUUAAUAUCCGAUUAUUCCAUUGAUGAUAAUAUAUAGAUAUUAUAAUAAAAAUUUAUGAAAAAUUUUAGAAGAAACUUUAAUCAAUCCAAUAGACCUUUUAGAAAUAAUAGAGGACCUAGAUCAAAUUUCAAAAGAAAAUUCAGCAAAGAUGAUAGUGAUCGCAACAACAAUAAUCAAUGUAUUUGGCUUAUUAUAGACUAUCCAUUAUAUAGCCGAUAGAAGACCAUUCAAAAGAAGCUUUAGAUUCAAAAAGUCUGGUAAAUUUGAUGCAUUCAGAACUGGAAAAAGAAGAUUUAGAAAGUUAUCUGAAAAUAAAAGUGAAAACUUAGAAAAUAAAUUGGAUAAACAAUUAGAAUAAUAUAAGAGCGGCUAAUAAGUAGUAGGAAACAGUGGUAUUGAUUCUCAUGUAUUUUAUAGCCUCUUCCAAAUUAGACAAUGCAUUAGAUGCAUAUUUUUCAAGAAAAGGAUCAAACACAAAAGAAAAUAACUUAGAUAGAGAAUUAGCAGGCUAUUGGAAAAAAAAUAAUUGAUAAAUGUUAAAAUAUUCAAUAUAAUCAAAGAUAUAUAACAC